AGUUCCCUUUUGUUUUGGCUCAGCUCCUAGCAGUGCUGUGCGAUAUUCAGGCACCAAAUGACACUUUCCGUUGUCUUCAUGUCAGGUUUAUUACUUUCUAACAAACACCAGGAGCGGAUUUACAACGCUGUCAAUCUUAUUAAAGUGUCCGUUUUAUUAGCUAAUUGUUUAGCUAACUAGGAUUAGCAUCAUGGGGAUAUAUUGAGAUGCAUACUCGGAUAUCUAAAACCCUCGCGGAUUGAGUGUUUAUUUCCCUGGUUUUCCGUGACUCUGCUGUCUAAACGGGCCUGAUCUUUCCAAUGGGCGAGGAGAAGCCGGAGACGCUGGAUUUCGUGAAGGACUUUCAGGAGUAUCUGAGCCAACAAACCCAACAUGUGAACAUGAUCUCAGGCUCUGUCAGUGGUGUGAAGGACACGGAGGACGUCCCAGCAGAUCUAGAGCAUAAUGGUCUGGACCAUGCACCGGUGGACAUUUCUCUCGAGGACGGGUCCAACAUGCUCGUGGACGGGUUUGAGAGGACGUACGACGGGAAGCUAAAGUGUCGUUAUUGUAACUAUGCCAGUAGAGGAACGGCGCGGCUCAUAGAGCACAUCCGCAUCCACACAGGUGAAAAGCCUCAUCGUUGUCAUCUUUGUCCCUUUGCCUCAGCGUAUGAGCGUCACCUGGAGUCCCACAUGCGCUCUCACACCGGUGAGAAACCAUACAAAUGCGAGCUGUGCGCAUUCCGUUGCAGUGACCGCAGCAACCUCUCGCACCACCGCCGCCGGCGACACAAAAUCCUCCCCACUAAGGGCAACCGCUCAGCCCCUCCUUCCCACCGCCGGACAAUCUCAGCACUGUCCAAACGGGGCGGAGCUUUUGGGUAUGGUCGCCGUAUCCUAGUCGACCUAGGCCUACACAGGAAAAACGACGCAGACAACACCGGCGGUGCUAACGACGAGAGAAACGACCUGCACAGUCCCUAUGUCAGCUUGGCCUCAAAAGACGUUGAGAAAAACGAUUUGGAACACAACCCACUCAAUCAACUCUCUGCUUUGGCCGGGCAGCUUUCCAAUCUCCCUUCAGAGACGCCGGCUUCUCCCGGUGCAGACUCACUCCCCGAAGAAAAGCCCUCUUUUCUUAUACAGCCUUCAUCAGCCAUGUCCAGCAAUGUCUCUUGUCCCAUUGUGACGCUUACAUCAACGCCGGACAUUCGGGACACAUCCCAUGGGGGGCAGUGCAGCGACCGUACAAGCACGCCCAGUAACAGCGGCACCAACAGCCAGCCAGGAACGCCAAACCCGAGUCACGAGCCCCAGCUUCUCCAGCACUGCCCCCACUGCCACAUCUACUUUCCGGAUAACGUCCUAUACACCAUUCACAUGGGUUGCCAUGGCUACGAAAACCCCUUCCAGUGUAACAUUUGCGGCCACAGGUGCAGAAACAGGUACGACUUUGCCUGCCACUUCGCCCGAGGACAACACAAACAGUAACCCUCUGAAACUCGGAAAGGAGACAGUGUUACAGUGUAGGAUAUUGUAGUUAUGUACAGCUCUGAAGAAGACGAUCAUUCCAUUUGAGACAGCACAAGGCCAAUCAGAAUGUUAAGAACAGGAAGUGUAUGAUUGUGGUCUCAUCAUUACUUACCGAUGCACCCGGUGUCACUUUAUACUUCCUAUUUUUGGACUGAACUUCUGACUACAGAACUAAUGUUUUGUAAAAUAAAUAAAUAAACAAACAACAAAAAAUCCUUAACAUUUCACUAGAGGGCAGCACAUGCAUGGGGAAAAUCAGGAUGAGACCCGAUACGGCUCCACUUCCUGUUUGUCCCCUAUUCAAGAUGCCAAGAUGUAGGAUGUCCAAAAGGAAUAGAUUAGAAUUAAACAAAGUAUAUGCUAAGUAAUUUAUAACACAUUAUUUCUUUUUACUUUUCCUGUUUAUAACAAAGGUAAAGAUAUGAAUCCUUUAUGUACUUUAUGUAGAUUUUCAUGGAUUUUUAUUAUUUUUUUUAAUCAGGCAGCUACUGAACACCCAUGCUUCUCUGAUCUUGCUCAUGAAGCGAACUCUGAGUACUGAGUAUUGCAUAAGGCUUGCUAUCAUGAUAGUCGGUCAGGAUGCAUGAUGAUGUCAUGGAGCGUUUAAGGGUCGCAGACAUGAUGGUAAUGAACAUUAGAUGAUAUGGUAUACUGUUGAGGUAACUAUUAUGGUAUUAAAGUCUUUCUGCACAUGGCUAGUAUUUAUGGCCUGUAUCUAGUGUUUAGUUGUAAAACUCGGAACAGUUUUAAAAGCGACGGUUCGAUGUACACAAAAUGUCCACAUUGUCUGAUUUUAGCAAAAGAUUCUGUCAGUCGUUUGGUAUGAAGUCAUAGCUUAGUGGUUAAGGCACUGUGUUAUUGAUUACAGGCUGUGUCCAGGUGGUCACUUAAGCCAUCGAGUUUGUUCUCUGGUCAGAGAGGCAGAAAUUAAAGAGCAUUUUCCUAACGAUGGUUCUGUAGAACAGGUAUGGGCAGUGGUCAUUUAGUGGGUUAUGGUUCUGAGUUACUGAUCAGGAGGUUCGUAGUUUAAGCCCCAGUUCUACCAUAUUGUCGCUGAUGGGCCUAUCUGCUCCAGGGGCCUACCCUGCACACUGAUUCCUGCUUUCUAUGCUGGGUUGUGCAAAGAAUAAAGGAUUUCACUGUGUGGUUAUGUAUCUGUGACAAAUAAAGGCUUAACUUAAGGUCAGAGGUUGAGAAAAGACAAAUACAAGUCAUAAUCUCCUUGCAUUUCAAUACACUUUGUCCAUACUGUUCCCGUACUAGAGCUUGAGAAUCACAGAAAACUGUAAGCAUUGAAUUUUUUGACUGAUGGUUGACAACUUUUUCUCUGUCUCAAUUGCGGAUGUUUCCAUUUCAUAUUUUGCCAUUUACUCUCAGGCUCGUAGUGAUGAAUCCAUGUCUCAUCACCAGCAAUGAUACUCUUUAAGACUCCUUCCUUAUAGUAUCGACCCAAAAUCAAUUUUGCUUGCAGAUAUCCAGACGCUUCUGUUUAUACUCUUUCGUGAGUUGUUUUGACACCAGGUACACUCUUAGACCACAAAAAAAAAAAAACGCUGCACGCUGCUCUUCUUUUGUGUAAAUCACAAGUGGGGCAUCCAUUUUUGCUCUCACGGCAGUUACAAAUGAACUGAUGUAAUUGACACAUGCACAACAGUGACUGGGGAGACAGUACCCUUGAACGGAAAGCGCUGAUGCAAUAAAACAACAGCCAAAGUUUUAAUAUACAGUGGAACCUUUGAUUAUGACCAUAAUUCGUUCCUGAAUCGGGAUCGUAUUCCAAAACACUCGUAGACCAUAGUUUCCCAUAAGAAAUAAUGGAAAUUAUUUAAAAUUAUUUGUUCCACAGCCCAAAAAAUAAAUACAUAAAAAUGUUAAUUAAAAAUAAAACAAACUAACCUGCACUUUACCUUAAAAAAAAAAAAAAAAAAAAAUCCCAACAGAUAAGUGCGCACAGGCACUGUGUAUGCAAGGCUAAAGUAAGGAGCCACUCCUCCUCUCCCCCUUCUCAUCUUACACAGUUACUCCUUCUCCACUCUUUUCACAUGCACGUGCACAGACAACGGAAACACCGUUUUCUCUAAAAAAAUUAUCAAGAAAUUUCUCUAAUGACACUCGAUUGAGCGACACACUAACGGAAUCAUUGCUGUAAAGUAAAAAUAAAACAAAUUAAACUGCACUUUACCUUUGAAAAGAAUCGCCACAGAGCAGUGUUUCUGUGUAGAGCAGAGAGAACGAGUACACACAUGGUCACAGUGUAUAGUAAACAGUACACGCAUGCACGGAUGUUGAUUAUACCAGUAAGAGAUUCGCCCUAAGACACAGCAGGGGAGAUGAUUUUCCACAAUUCCGCAGCACAAGAGAGAGAAAAACCGCUGGCUCAGUUGUGAUCACGCGACGCUCGGCGUCAAAAGAAGAAGCGCAUGCGUGAUCCAUGAUACUCAGUACUUGUAAACCAAGACCUGUUCGUUUUCCAAGUCAAAAUUUAUUAAAAAUAUUUGCGGUACUUGCAAUCCGAGGUUCCACUGUAACUGGAAUGCGGAUAAUUUUAGUAGAUCAGAUAAUCCUUCAUACCUAGGUGUGGCAAGGUUUUUGAAGGCCUGAUGGUCCAAGAACAAUAGUUGGAGAAGUCUGAGAGCCUUAAAGAUGUGAGAGAUAAAAGCUGCUACUGUGUAGCUAUUACUUAUUAUUAGCAGUUGUUGGAUGAUGUCUAGUUUGGAAGCAAACUUGUCAUCAAACAUGGCUCAGCUGAUCGACUAAAUCUUGAAGGGACGCUGUGGACAUUUCAAUUUUGGUCAAAUUGUUGGAUUUAAAUUUUAUAUUUGCUAAAGGGUUUAACCUUGGCUUUAGUAAGUUUAGGUAAAUGGUGCCUCAAAUCAUUUCAUUUACACAUAUUUUUAUUUUGCACAUUUUAUAGGUGAAGUGUGGCCUUCCUGCUCAUUUUAUAGCAUUAGAAGCAAUUAUGACAAGUCUUAAAAACCCUAGUAAACAAUGCAUAGGGGUUUUUAUAUCUUAAUUAUUAUUAUAAGUUUUUGUUGGUUUUUAACGAACUGCAUAAUUUGGGGGCACUCAGCAUUCACAACAUUAUAGUACUGGUGAUUCUGCGACAAUUCCCAUCACGGCUAACCAUUUAUUGAAGAAUUAAAAUAGCAUCCAAGCUGUGAUUUGGUUUACUACAUCCGUGUCUCAUUCAGUUUUUGUUAUUAUGAUUUGGAUGUUGGUUGUUUUUGCUAAACAAAUCCGUUGUGUUCAGUGUUGUUCGAUAACUGGGUGCUAAAUCUGUAGUAAUGAUUGCUAUGGUAAUGGUUUCCUCAUGCUGGCUGGUUUUACACACAAAGCUGCGGUGUAAUUUGCUGCAAGUCAAAAUUAUUAUGGUUGUUGCUCAUCUGUGUAGUGACCUCAGAAACUCCGCCCACAAGAUGAAGAAGAAGCUAGGGUCAACUAGUUAAUCAGAAUAAAGAGUUUUUAAUAGCACAACCUGAGGGUUAUCCCUUAUCGCUGAAGGACGGUUGAAGUGUUCCUUAACUUUGCUAGCAAUAAGAGCAUUCUUCUGUGAUGUUAAAGCGGCACACAUUUCCUUUGCCUAGAAAUGAAGGAAGAACCACAGACUUUCUGAACAUGUCAGAAAUAGGUCUUUCAGAGUGUAAAUUUUCUUUUGAAUUAAGACACACUCCCACCUCUGCUACUUUCAGGUGUCUGAUUUAUGUACACUGAAAAAUGAAUCAGACAAAUUAAGCACUAGCAGGAGGCGGAGCUAUGGUGUUAAUGGACCGGGAAAAUUACAUAGAAAAGCCCUCACCAUAUUAACCGUAUAAGGCCUGCAGCAGUGACAUCUUUAACACUCUAAUAUAAUACUAUAUUUUAAUACUUUGCCUACUAAGUGUGUUUUUUUUUGUACAUCGUGUAGCUAGCAGAUAUUCCCGCCUGCCGCUACCUACAAAACCAUAGCAAUCAGCAGAUAUAGGACAUGCCCCUUAGUGAUGAGCAUAGCCUGUAUUUGAAAGAAUGGAAAGUGUGAAACUGUAGCAUCAUGAAGAAACCAAAAGAACAGCUGAGCCAUGCAUUGACAUAAAAUGCUAGCUAAGAGUGGAAUUAGCCGUUAGCAUUAGCGCUGUUUAUUGCUAAUGCGUGCACAGUCAAGAAAUGUACUUUCUGUUUCUCUUGCUCUCUUUCUCCCUUGUGUUUUUCCUUCUCUGCCUUUCAUGUUAGUUUUUUUUGUUUUGUUUUUUUCUCUGAAUAUAAAGUUUUACUCUCUAUUUUUUUCUCUGAAUAUAAUUUUUUUUUUCUCUGGCUCUGUCAUGAUUUUUAAAUUGUGGCUGACCAUUAAGUCUAAGAAACAUAAGUAAAACAAUUAACAUUAUUGCAGAUUAAUGAAUCAGAGUUUCUACUACCACUAUUAAGUUGAUUAUUUUCAUAUACCCGCCCUACAAGGCUUUUGUUGCUCUUAUAGCACAGCUAUGUACCCUUAUGGAAUGUAUAAGUUUAACAAUAACAAUAAUGGAGUAAAUCUACAGAAGUUCCCUUAACUGAAAUAAUUAUUAAUAAUUAGUGAGUCAUGUUAUGGUUCUGACAGGCCUGUCUUUUCUUUCUCUUUUCCUAAAUCUCUCACUCUCUCUUUCUGUCUCUUUCUGAUGUGCCAUGUUUUAAAUGUUACCUGUAAUAUUUGUGGUGCUCUAAAAAACACGCCAUGCUUCAUUUCAUUUCACUCGAAAGAAACCUCUCGUCUGAACGGUGAUGUAUUGAAACUGCUCUUCUGAUGAAAUUGGUGUUAAAUGUUAAUAAAUUAAAAUGGUGUCCCGUG
Molecule: messenger RNA, 6312 nt
Organism: Clarias gariepinus (North African catfish)
Lineage: Eukaryota; Metazoa; Chordata; Actinopteri; Siluriformes; Clariidae
Gene: ikzf5
Product: IKAROS family zinc finger 5
Exons: 4
Coding region: 300-1472 (390 amino acids)
Biological process (GO): regulation of transcription by RNA polymerase II
Molecular function (GO): DNA-binding transcription factor activity; RNA polymerase II cis-regulatory region sequence-specific DNA binding
Source: RefSeq, a predicted model, not a curated record